Messenger RNA from Oreochromis niloticus (Nile tilapia), 1350 nucleotides. RefSeq names its product putative nuclease HARBI1. Lineage: Eukaryota; Metazoa; Chordata; Actinopteri; Cichliformes; Cichlidae. The coding region runs from base 765 to 1337 and encodes 190 amino acids. The record is from RefSeq and is a predicted model, not a curated record. The transcript has 3 exons.
CUCGACACAGUGUUUCUGAAGCAGUGUGUUGAUCUUUCUGACACACGCACCGGAACGUCAGCUUCAAGCGGACCAUCACUACCUCUCACAUCUAAAGGUAAGUGUCAAGGUAACUUUGAACUGAGUUCAGUCAAUCUUGAGUUUUUCGAAGUUUUCUGAAUGAAGUUUUCUGUUGCUCUCUGUGAGAGAAGACCGUUAAAGGCGAGGCUCUCCAGAGUGUAGCAAAACAGGAAACCACAGCUGUGUGUGCGUAAGUGUGCAAACGAAUAGAUUAGAAGUGCAAGUGAGCCACGAGUAUAGAAAGGUCAAGUUUUGUGAGUUGUUUUUCUCACCACUGAUCACGCGCUCAACACUCUACACAUACUUACAUCACGCGCGCGCUCUCAAGCAUCAGUAUUGUACAAUUCUGGGCGUCACGUGAUUUGCAGGUGUUACCAUAUAACGGAAAUCUCCAUUGUUCUGUAGCAGUGGUUCUCAAACGUUUCACAAUGAGUUUCACCCUUACGAGCGACAUCAAAGCACAGCAGUAAAGGCAGCACAACUAAAGCGUGCAAUUUACUUUGUGUGCACUCAAAUGGAGUUGAGUCAACCAGCGCCACCUGUGGUCAAGUGCCAUAGCCUACAGCCAGAUUAACUUGUGACACACACAGUAGCGGUUUUUGAUACGGGCGACACCGGCAGUUGCCCGUAUCAAAAAUUUACUUCAACUAACCCUGACUUUCUCCGCCUCUUUGUCGGAAACCUGACUGUAGGAAGUGUCAGACAUGGCGUGCCCCUGCCUUGAAGAGCCAGUAGAUGUUGAAGCCCAAAUUCUCCGCAGAGCUCUCCACCGGGAGAGAGUGAUUAGAGCGCGUUUGGACAUUUUAUCAUUUCCUGAUGAUUUUCUGUGUGAACGUUACCGUUUUUCAGCACAAUCUAUAAUUUAUUUGAAUAACAUCCUCAGGCCUUAUAUUGCUCAUGUGACACAUCGCGGACAUUCUCUCAGUUCUGUACAUAAUAUUUGUAUUGCACUUCGUUUUUUUGCAAACGGGAGCUUUCUGUAUAAUAUUGGUGACGCUGAGCACGUUUCCAAGGCUACCGUCUGUCGGGCAGUCAGGAAUGUUACAGUUGCACUGAAACGUCUCCUGUACUCGUUUGUGGUGUUCCCCGGUCAUAGACCCACAAGAUUUAUCAAAGAGGGAUUCCACAAAAUUGCAGGGUUCCCAGGCGUGAUUGGCUGUGUAGAUGGCACUCACAUUCCAAUCAUUGCUCCUUCAGUAAAUGAAGGAGACUAUGUGAACAGGAAGUCUUUCCACAGCAUUAAUGUACAGCUGAUCAGCAGGAGGAGAAGAGUCUGACGGAGCAGCAGAG